Molecule: messenger RNA, 2707 nt
Organism: Ochotona curzoniae (black-lipped pika)
Lineage: Eukaryota; Metazoa; Chordata; Mammalia; Lagomorpha; Ochotonidae
Gene: GTF3C5
Product: general transcription factor IIIC subunit 5
Exons: 11
Coding region: 124-1677 (517 amino acids)
Biological process (GO): transcription initiation at RNA polymerase III promoter
Cellular component (GO): transcription factor TFIIIC complex
Source: RefSeq, a predicted model, not a curated record
UGCAAUCCUCCGGAUGCCUGGCUGACUGGCGGGAGACCCGGAACGGUGUCUGCGCGGAACCACCGGGACAGGCGUCGGGGAACUGCCGGAGGUGCGGAAGGCGCGCCGGGCCUGACAGCAGCCAUGGCGGCCGGUGCGGCCGUCUCCUUGGAGCUGCAGCGCGAGCGGCGCAUGGUGUGCGUGGAGUAUCCCGGCGUGGUGCGCGACGUGAGCAACAUGCUGGCGACGCUGGGCGGCGAGGAGAGCGUCUCCCGAAUCUAUGCAGACCCCACCAAGAGGCUGGAGCUCCACUUCCGGCCCAAGGACCCGUACUGCCACCCGGUGUGUGCCAACCGCCUCAGCGCCACCAACCUGCUGCUGCGCGUCCGGAAGAGGACGCGGCGGCGGCCGGGGGCCCCGCCCGAGGUCACGCUGCACAUGGAGGUUGUGGGCAUCGUGCCCAUUGUCUACAAGUUCCAGGGAAUGUCCGACUUCCAGUACCUGGCCGUGCACACGGAGGCGGGCGGCGGGUGCAGGUCCAUGUAUGACAAGCUGGUCAUGUUGAAGCCCGAGAAGGAGGGCUUCUUCCACCAGGACCUGCCGCUCUACAUCCCCCCGCCCAUCUUCUCACGCCUCGACACCCCCGUGGACUACUUCUACCGGCCGGAGACGCAGCACCGGGAAGGCUACAACAACCCCCCCACCUCAGGCGAGAACCUCAUUGGCUUGAGCAGAGCCCGGCGUCCCCACAAUGCCAUCUUUGUCAACUUUGAGGACAAUGAAGUACCCAUGCAGCCGCUGGAGGCCGCAGUGCACACGUGGGGGAAGGUGUGCGGCAACCCCGUGGACCAGAAGACCGAGGAGGAGCUGCGGAAGCUGUUUGAGAUCCGUCCCAUCUGGUCCCGGAACGCCGUCAAGGCCAACAUCAGCAUCCACCCUGACAAGCUCAAGAUCCUGCUCCCCUUGAUAGCUUACUACAUGAUAACAGGCCCCUGGAGGAGCCUGUGGAUCCGCUUCGGGUACGACCCCCGCAAGCACCCGGAAGCCAAGAUCUACCAAGUGCUUGACUUCCGAAUCCGCUGUGGAAUGAAAUACGGUUACGCCCCUGGGGACAUGCCUGUCAAAGCCAAGCGCAGCGCCUACAACUACAGCCUCCCCAUCACUGUCAAAAAGACAGCCAGCCAGCUUGUCACCAGGCAGGAUCUGAAGCAGGACUCGAACCCUGCGGGCACAGCCGAGCCGCAGAAGUCCUCCUCCAAGUACAAGCUCAAGCUGGGACUCAACUUCCUGACCCACCAACUGCCCCUCCCCCAGGAUUCUGUCUACAUCUUCCGGGAGGGGGCCCUGCCGCCCUAUCGCCAGAUGUUCUACCAGCUGUGUGACCUGAAUGUGGAUGAGCUGCAGAGGAUCAUCCACCGUAACGACGGCGAGGAGCAGCUGUGCACGGAGCGUGACGGGUGGUGCCUCCCCAAGACGAGCGACGACCUGCGGGACAGCAUGUCACUCAUGAUCUGGCACACGAUCCGCUCACGGAGGCCUGCCCUCUUCUCCAGUCCGGCCAAGGCCGACGGCGGCAAGGAGCAGCUGACCGACGAGUCCGGGGAGGAGGACGAGGACGACGAGGAAGAGGAGGAGGACUUCAAGGCCUCAGACGGCAGCGAGAAUGAGAUGGAGAUGGAGAUUCUGGACUACGUGUGAGAGGCCCACAAGCCAGGACCCGGCUGAUGGCAGGUCUCACCCAGGGCUGGCCCAGCAACCAAAGACAGGCAGGGCCAGGACCUUUCGAGGAAAACUGGAAUUGCAGCAAAGGCUGCAGCUGGGCCUUGCUGUGGGUCGCUGCUGUGCGUGGCUGUCUGGCCCUGGGCGGUUGAGGGCAUCCCUGGCCCCACUGAGCUGGCUCUGGUGACCUGGGAUCGGCUGAGGCUGCAGGCAGAGACAGCCCGAGGAGCCUGGCUCACCCGUGGUCACAGACGGCCACGACCCCCUGGGCCAUCUGUGCUGCGUGCAGAGCCUCACCUGUCCCUUUGUUCAGUGGCCUGCCGACAAUGCAGGGGGUGCUGGGGGCAGCUGCCUGCCCUGACUUCCCAGGGUGUGUGGGUUCUGCAGGUUGACGGCCAACAUGCCCACCGUUCUCUUGGCCGCGGCAUACUAUCCCUGCCAAGCCCACUGCCACGGAGAGCUAUGGCAGUGCCACUUCCUGUUGGGCUUGAGCCAUUGGAGGGCCGUCGUCUGACCCCAGUCACCCCAGUGCUGCAGGGCCACCCUGCCCUGUGCCUGGGAUUCCAGGGUCUGUGGUGCUUGCAGCGGGGAUUCCUGGGGACCUGCUUGUAGUGGGACACAAGCCCGCCACCCUGGCCCCUGCGACCCUUCCCUGCCUGUGCUGAGCCCGAGGCGGUGCGGUUCUGGGCUCUCCCUGCUCUCAGCGACCAUUCCAGUCCUUGUGUGACCCUGCAAAACACAGGGGGCCACCCCCACGCUGCUCUCAGCCAGAGCCCAGGGCAGGGUUACGCCCCGGGCCUCGCAGGGUCUCCCCACUUUUCAUCAAGCUUGCGGGAAUCCUCUCAGCACCAGAGCUGGUCUCAGGAAGCAGCCCACGUCCUGGGCAGCACCAGGCGGUCAUGACAGGCCCAGGUUCCCACCGGCCCCCGCUGCCAGUGUUAGGCCAGACGUGCCAUGUCUGUGUCUUCUUGCGUGUGUUUUGCUGGAAUUAAAAUGAAUUUUAAUCAAA